AUGGACCACGUCCGGUUGCCGCAAAUUAAAUUGCAAAGUUUUAAUGGCGACAUCGAUGAGUGGUUGAGUUUCCGAGAUUUGUUUACAUCGCUCAUCCACUGGAAGGAAGAUCUACCGGAAGUAGAGAAAUUCCAUUAUCUAAAGGGGUGUUUGCAGGGAGAGCCAAAGAGUUUAAUCGAUCCGCUGCAAAUUACGAGAGCCAACUAUCAGGUAGCCUGGGAGUUGCUACUUAAACGGUACAACAAAUGUAAACAGCUUAGGAAGCGCCAGGUUCAAGCGCUUUUCAGUUUGCCCACACUGACCAAGGAAUCAGUAUCCGAUCUGCAAACUCUCAUUGAAGGCUUCGAGAGAAUAGUGCAGACACUGGAUCAAGUAGUUCAACAGGCGGACUACAAGGACCUCCUUCUAGUAAACAUUCUUACUGCACGAUUGGAUCCGGUCACUAGAAGGGGGUGGGAAGAGGUGUCAUCAGCAAAGGAACAGGAUACUUUAGCGGAUUUGACGGAAUUUCUACGACGUAGGGUACAGGUUUUGGACUGCCUACCAUCCAGGUGCAGUGACACUAGGGGUGUCCCGCAACAACAUCCAAGGCAGAAACAUUCCAUAGCUAGGGUAUGCUAUAAUUCCAACCAAACGUCUGGGGGACGCUGUACGGCUUGUACGUCGGAUCAUCCGCUUUAUUUGUGCAGCACAUUCCAGAAAAUGACAGUGGUGGUGGCAUUAUUAAAAACUCAUGCUCUUUGCCGCAAUUGUUUCCGAGUUGGCCAUCAGGCGAAAAAUUGCACAUCCAAAUAUUCGUGUAGGAAUUGCAGAGGUCGUCACCAUACGUUAGUUUGUUUCAAUCAAAGAGAGAAGGAAACCAAGGUUGCAGCGGUUGCGAGGGAUAUUACACUACCUUCCAAGGAAUCGGACAAUCCAGCCUCCACCCAAACGGCUAAUAUGGCAGCCGUGAAUAUUCAGGUAUCCGGAGCAGCUCGUCAGUAUGCUUACCAUGUGCUUCUGGCCACAGCAGUUGUCACGGUUGAAGACGAUUAUGGUAAUCGGUUCCCUGCCGCGCUAUGCUGGAUUCAGGAUCAGAGACUAAGCUUUCUAGUUCUUCCAAGAGUGACAGUUAGUCUUCCUACUACAACAAUUGAUACGGAAAGGUGGAACAUCCCGAGCGGCAUCCAAUCAGCCGAUCCAGCAUUCUUCGAAUCCCAUGGGGUGGACUUAGUGCUAGGUAUUGAAGCAUUCUUUGAUUUCUUUGAAACUGGCCGAAGGAUUUCUCUGGGAGAGCAACUACCUACACUUAAUGAAUUGGUCUUCGGUUGGGUGAUUUGCGGUAGUUCUGCAGCACCAAGCCAGUCUUGGCAAAUCAGAUGCAAUGUGUCUACUUCAGAGCAGCUAGAUACAUUAAUCUCUCGCUUCUGGGCUUGUGAAAAGGUGGAUACUGUUAGAGCUUAUUCACCAGAAGAACGACGAUGUGAAGACAUUUUCACACAGACGGUACAACGCAACGCAGAUGGGCGUUACACCGUUGCCUUACCGAAAAGGAAGGACAUCCUAUUCAACCUGGGUGAUUCAAGGGACAUCGCAUUCAGACGUCUUCAGGGAACCGAACGUAGACUGGCAAGAGAUGAAAAUCUGCGAAACGAAUAUACCACUUUUAUGGACGAAUAUCGGCGACUCGGGCACAUGCAGAGGAUCGACGACACGGAUUCGGUCCCACGAUGUUACUUGCCGCAUCAUCCCGUCGUCAAAGAAUCUAGUACCACCACUAAGGUCAGGGUCGUGUUCGAUGCCUCAUGUAAAACGGCCACUGGGGUGUCUCUCAACGGCCUUUUACUGGCGGGGCCGGUGAUACAGGACGAUCUUCGUUCAAUUAUCCUGCGAAGUAGGACCAAGCAAGUCAUGCUCGUGUCCGACGUGGAUAAGAUGUUCCGCCAAAGAAACGUUUGUCCCGAAGAUCGACCUCUCCAAUGCAUCCUUUGGCGAGACUCGGCAUCCGAGAAGGCUCAAACCUACGAGCUUAAUACCGUAACCUACGGAGCUAAACCAGCCCCAUUUCUGGCCACCAGGACUCUACAUCAACUGGCGAGUGCUACAAUCCAUGACACCUACAUGGAUGAUGUCAUCACAGGGGUGGACAGCAUAGAAACUGCGCUAGAACUGAGGAUUCAGUUAGAUGAAAUGAUGUCACGGGGGGGUUUCCGGAUUAGAAAGUGGGCUUCAAACUCUCCAGACGUAUUAAAGGGGCUUCCUGAGGAUGGAUUGGCCAUUCGCGCUUUGGAAGGAAUUAAUCUUGAUCCAGACUCAUCGGUGAAAACAUUAGGCUUGACCUGGAUGCCUGUGCCAGAUACACUUAAAUUCAGUUUUGCUAUCCCUACUCUAAAUGAUAAAUUAUCACUAACUAAACGAUAUGUCCUGUCGGUCAUAGCUACACUCUUCAACCCACUGGGACUGUUAGGCGCUACUAUCACGUCAGCAAAAAUGUUCAUGCAAAGGUUGUGGACGUUACGCGACGACGGCGGUAACCCUCUGAGCUGGGAUCAAUCACUGCCUCCAACGGUGGGUGAGGCUUGGGUGAAAUUUCAGGAACAAAUUCCCCAACUCAAUGAGUUGCGUAUUAAGCGGUGUGUUAUUAUCCCACAGCCUGUCGCCGUGGAGAUUCAUUGUUUUUCUGAUGCCUCGGAGAAGGCAUACGGUGCAUGUCUAUAUUUGAAGAGUAUAAACGCUGAGGGAGAUGUCAGAGUGCACCUAUUAUCUUCCAAAUCAAGAAUAGCUCCACUAAAAUGUCAAACGAUUCCGCGGCUAGAGCUUUGUGGAGCAGAACUAGCAGCGAAACUGUUCGAAAAGGUAAAUGGUGCGAUACGCUUAGCGGCACGGACUUAUUUCUGGACGGUCUCAACCUGCGUGUUACGAUGGAUUUCGGCUAGACCCACAACCUGGUCCACAUAUAUGGCCAAUCGAACAGCAAAAACUCAAACUAUCACCGAGUGUGGCCAAUGGUGGCAUGUCCCGGGUGCGCAGAACCCUGCUGACUUGAUUUCCCGAGGGAUUUUGCCAGCAGAAAUACUACAAAACACGUUCUGGUGGGAGGGUCCCGAUUGGCUGAAACUAAGGAUGUCUUCCUGA
Messenger RNA from Wyeomyia smithii (pitcher-plant mosquito), 3114 nucleotides. RefSeq lists its product as uncharacterized. The record is from RefSeq and is a predicted model, not a curated record. NCBI's taxonomy places the organism in Eukaryota, Metazoa, Arthropoda, Insecta, Diptera, Culicidae. The coding region runs from base 1 to 3114 and encodes 1037 amino acids. The transcript has 2 exons.